Messenger RNA from Leptopilina heterotoma, 966 nucleotides. It is a transcript of the gene EMC7, whose product is annotated as ER membrane protein complex subunit 7. Gene Ontology annotation, cellular component: EMC complex. The record is from RefSeq and is a predicted model, not a curated record. The transcript is spliced from 4 exons. Gene Ontology annotation, molecular function: carbohydrate binding. Lineage: Eukaryota; Metazoa; Arthropoda; Insecta; Hymenoptera; Figitidae. Bases 71 to 751 code for a protein of 226 amino acids.
CUCUGAGUCGCUGACGUGUGUUAUCCAAAUAGUCCAAAUAUAAGAACAUAACCUUAGAGACUGGUUGAAAAUGUCAAAAAUGUCAUUUAUUACACAAAACGUUUUUCUCAUAUUUGCUACUUUUUUCGCAAUAACAAACUACGUAUUUUGCAAUGAUUCUGAAGAAGCAUCAACUGAUUUAUAUGUUAUUGAGGGAAAAGUAUUUCCAUCGGAAAAUGCAGGUAAUUCCGGUUGGCAAUUAAUGACACACGUCAUGGCAAACGGAGGUGAACAUUAUGGAUUUUUAAGAGAUGAUGGUACAUUUAUUAUUUCUAAUGUUCCAUCGGGAUCGUAUGUUAUUGAAGUUGUCAAUCCCAAUUAUUUAUAUGAACCAGUCCGCGUUGAAAUUAAUUCCAAGGGGAAAUUCCGUGCACGAAAGGUGAAUUUAAUACAAACAUCUCAAGUUAUUCAAGUGCCGUAUCCACUGAAAAUGCGAUCCAUUUCACCAUUUAAAUAUUUCCAAGUUCGCGAGGAAUGGAGAGUCACUGAUUUUCUCUUUAAUCCAAUGGUUUUGAUGAUGAUAUUGCCUCUAAUUUUAAUUAUGAUUUUGCCGAAAAUAAUGAAUGAUCCGGAAACAAGAAAGGAAAUGGAACAAUUGAAUAAUUUGACAAUUUACAAUUUACCGGAAGUGUCAGAAGUUUUAACAACUUAUCUCUCUGGUGGUGAGAAACAAAAAACCAAAGCCGUGAAAGCGACUAAAAAACGACAAUGAUAAUUUCGCAAUUGAAAAUAUUUUGCGAUUCUAGUCUUUAAAAUGUUUUUAUUUUCACAUUCCGUGAAAAGUUUUAAAACCAAGGAUGUUUUCUUCUUUUUCUCCGUUUUUCUUUCCUUCUUUCUUUCUCUAUAAUUUUUAAAUCAAUCUAAUAUUCUAGAAUUUAAGUAAGUUUUGAAAGAAAAUAAAAUGUAAAUAUCGUCGACAGAUAGAAA